AAAAUAUAUAAAUAUAGACACUCACACAUAAAACUUGUUCACUCACAAACACUCAUAUUUGUGUGUCUGUUUCUUUUCUUGUUAUAACUGCUUUUGCUUUCAGUGUUUCUCUCUCUCUUUCUCUCUCUCACAGUUCUAAUUUUAGUUAUAAAUCUUAAUAUGGGAGAACUAGUUAUGGAGGAACAAAAACUGAUGGAUUUUUCUAAGAAAGAUGCAACUCAUAUUGCCAAAGGAAAACGCACUAAGAGGUUAAGACUUUUGUCUCCUUGUGGUGUUGUUUCUACUAGUAUCACAUCUAGUGAAGAAAAUGGGUAUUUUGAUGAUGAGAUUGAAGAUGAUGAUGAAGAAGAAGAUAUGGCUAAUUGUUUGAUUCUCCUUGCUCAAGGAGGAAAUCACAAGCAACAUGAUGAUGAUGACGAUGACGACCGCGGCGACAACAGAAGGGAAAAGGGUAGUAAUGGAAAUAAAAAAAUUGCUCAGAUUGUAACUGCUGGUGCUACUGCUACCACAAAAGCUGGUUUGUAUAUUUAUGAAUGCAAAACAUGUAACAGAACUUUUCCUUCUUUUCAAGCAUUGGGUGGUCAUAGAGCAAGUCACAAAAAGCCUAAAAUUAUGGCUGAGGAGAAAAAAGAGAAACUACCAUCAUCGCCACCGUCCUCAAUCUCAUCUCAUGAUUCGCAGUCAGUUAAACUGAUUGCGAAUCAUGAUGAGCUUGAAGAAGCCGAGAUACCUCGUGGCGGGCCUACAAUUUCUUUUCUAAUGGGGAAUCAAGGAUUGAAAGCUAUCAAUGGAAACAAGGGUAAGAUUCAUGAGUGUUCUAUUUGUGGAUCAGAAUUCACAUCUGGACAAGCAUUAGGUGGACACAUGAGGAGACAUAGGACAUCCUCCGCGAACGCACCUAUCGCGGAGGAGAGAGUAGUUCGGCCGCAGAAUAUUCUACAGUUUGAUCUUAAUCUUCCGGCUCCCGAAGAGGAUCUCCGGGAAUCAAAGUUUCAGUUUCCGGCUACACAAAAAUCUAUGGUGAUGUCUGCUGCUCCGGCUUUGGUGGGUUGUCAUUAUUAAACAAUGGCGGAAUUAAUUGCAACAAGAGUUUUUUUUAUUUAUUUGUUAUUAAUGAUGAACAAUGUGAAUGAUUAUAGCGUUAUUUUUAAUUUACAAUUAUUGAUAAUUAUCCAAUAUUCCUUGGAUUAUUAUUCUUUGGUUUAUUAAUAAUUUCCAUUUCCAUUUUGAUAUACAUGAUCUGAAAAAUUUGUUCAA
Molecule: messenger RNA, 1257 nt
Organism: Trifolium pratense (red clover)
Lineage: Eukaryota; Viridiplantae; Streptophyta; Magnoliopsida; Fabales; Fabaceae
Product: zinc finger protein ZAT5
Exons: 1
Coding region: 160-1062 (300 amino acids)
Source: RefSeq, a predicted model, not a curated record